AUGGUGGAUGUAUUUUACACUAAGUAUUUCCACGGAGAGGAAACGGUAACGCUCGCAACCCUGCAAGCGACCAAGCAAAGGAAUGGCGAGGAUUUGAUGGAAUACAUCAAGCGGUUCAGGGACAUAGCACUUGACUGCCACGACCAUUGUGAAGAAAGGACCUUAGUAGAAAUGUGCAUGACUAACAUGAUUCGGGAAUUCAAAGCUGUCCUGGAAAAUCUAGAAAUUUCCCAGUUUGCACAGUUGUUGCAGAAAGCAAGGAAGACGGCUCAGUCCAUAAAACCCAGUUCAGACAAAAGAAACACCCCGCAGGCUAUGGUGGUGUCCACUGGAGAGCGGAGAAGGAAAACAGUAGGGAAGAAGUAUGAUACGCCCUCACCCAUACCAUGUACUCCUAAGGAGCUAGAUGUGCUGCUAGACAAAUGGAUAGUAGACGGGAUCUUUAAACCCAAUCAGGUUCCUAGAGAGCCCACGGAGGAAGAAAGAAGAGAUCCUCGCUUCUGCCGCCUGCACAACUAUGUACAACAUCCCACCGUAGAAUGCUGGGCGCUUCGCAGGUUGGUGCACCGCAAGAUUAAAGAAGGCACAUUGGAGUUAACCCAGCAGGAAGUCCAAAGAAACCCACUCCUGAACCACAAGGGAAAUGGUAUAGCCGCAGUGGUAAUAUGCGCAGACCCGGGAGAGGACGAGGAAGAGAAUUUGGCCCUGCUUGUGGCGGCGAUUACCACUUUACAGCAGAGUGCCAAGUUCAAAAAUUUAUUUAACCAUUUGGGACUCACAGCAAAGGAAAGAAAGAUAGCCACGGAGGCUUUGGUGAGUAUCGCCUCCGGGGCAGGGGUAGAGUGCUUGUCAGUAGAAAUGCCAGAAGACAGAGCCCUCCUACAGGAAUCGACAGAGAUCACAUUCAGUAGUAAGGAUAUAGAGGUGGGACACCUGGAUCACAGGAGGCCUCUCUCUUUAGCAGCAUCCAUAAAUCAAAUCCCCAUUAAGAGGGCCUUGGUAGAUACAGGUGCUUCCGUAAACCUCAUUCCGUUGAGCAUCCUGCAAGCAGCAGGAAUUUCAGAAAGAAAGAUCCAAGGAUGCCCGAUGGAAGUAACGGGGUUCGGGGGAAGAGGCGAGUACAUCGCAGGCCACAUUCAGUUGUGGUUGAAAGUAGGUCCUAUAGCUUCUUUAGCUCAUUUCCAUCUGGUCAGAAUGGAAGUAUCUUAUCAUGUACUCUUGGGAAGGCCCUGGCUACACAAACAUCGACUGGUCCCAUCCACUUACCACCAAUGUGUGAAAGGAAGAUUGAAUGGCAGGAUGAUACGUAUAGCUGCAAACCCCUCGCCAUUCGAGCAAGCAGAAGCUCACUUAGUAGAAACCAUGUUUUACGACCAAUGGACUCCAUCUGGGGAAACUCGGUUUCAAAGCCACGAGGUACCUUCGUGCCUAUGUGGGAAGAUGUCCAAAAUGACCUAA
This is a messenger RNA of Quercus robur (English oak), 1458 nucleotides long. RefSeq lists its product as uncharacterized. Gene Ontology annotation, molecular function: aspartic-type endopeptidase activity. The coding region runs from base 1 to 1458 and encodes 485 amino acids. The transcript has a single exon. Lineage: Eukaryota; Viridiplantae; Streptophyta; Magnoliopsida; Fagales; Fagaceae. Gene Ontology annotation, biological process: proteolysis. The record is from RefSeq and is a predicted model, not a curated record.